Molecule: messenger RNA, 879 nt
Organism: Melanaphis sacchari
Lineage: Eukaryota; Metazoa; Arthropoda; Insecta; Hemiptera; Aphididae
Product: F-box only protein 6-like
Exons: 4
Coding region: 1-879 (292 amino acids)
Biological process (GO): SCF-dependent proteasomal ubiquitin-dependent protein catabolic process; glycoprotein catabolic process
Cellular component (GO): SCF ubiquitin ligase complex; cytoplasm
Molecular function (GO): ubiquitin protein ligase activity; protein binding
Source: RefSeq, a predicted model, not a curated record
AUGGAAGUAUUAAAUAAUCAUCAACAAUAUUUUGAUUUAAUACCAAAUGAAAUGAUUAUAAAAACAUUUAUCUUCAUCGAUGCAGCUACACUUUUAAAUUGCAGACUUGUGUGUAAAAGAUGGCAAGAACUAAUAGACGCAUAUGUAUUUCAAGAAAAAGCAGCACGAGAAAACAAGUACGUGAAUAAUGGUCGAGGAUACCAUAGUUUUUCACAAAUCGCUUCAAAUGAUGUUAAAAAAUUAGAAUUACCGUGGUAUGUGUUUUAUGUAAUUAUCAAAUACGAUCCAUUCAAUAGAAAUUUGACGAAAAACCACUGUGGACAAGAAAGAUGGAAGCAUUGGAGAUAUCAUAAAAAUCUGUCAUCAGCUUUGAAUAAUGAACCUGAUGUGACUAAUUUGUCAAAUAUUGUAGAAGUACCAAAAAAUGAACAUAUAUUAAAUGAUCCAGACUUUGAUGGGCAUACAAGUUGUUUUAUUAUAGAUUAUCAGUAUAUAAGUACACUUUAUCAACAAAUUACAUUCAAAGAUUAUGGUUUAAAUGAUAUUAUAAUGAAAAUUCUUAGACCUAAAAUUUCAUUUAGUGCAUGGUUUUAUAAAACAUAUUGUGAAAACAACAACGCUUAUAAGUUACAUGCCACUUUUCACAGUAAAACAAAUGAAGUUAUAGGUAAAUGUGAACAUUCCGAUGAGAGUCCACAAAGAGCAACUGAGUGGACUAAAGCUUCAAUUCUGUAUAACACCCAGGGUGAUGAAAGUUUCUUGAAUCUACAUCAUUCCUUGAUGGACAUCAAAUGUCAGAAUAUUUUGUCUGGUAUUUAUGUGUCCUGCUCUGUAGUAAAAAUGUUACUACCAAUAAAAUAUAAAAAUACUAAUUCUUAG